AUGUUGUUCCGAAUGGACAAACAAGAUUUUUCUGGGGAAGAAGUUACCAGUGCUGUAUUAAAAAUCUACAUUAAGACGAAGGGCAAACGUCGGCGCCGACGUAUUAUAUUGCACGUCUCAGAAAACACAGCAGAUGGCAAUUUGGCCGAAUUCGCGACGAUCAAACUGCGUGUGAAACGCAAAGGUUGGCAGAAGAUCAACUUACCUGUCUACUUACUCACCAAACUACAACACCAACCCAUCAAGCUGCACGUCGGUUGUGAGAAAUGCAACAAGAAAGUGCGGGUGGUGCUGCCACUGAAGAAAUCAAAGAAGUCACAGGAAUUCCGCGAUCUGGGCUCGCGAAAGCGGCGGUCUCCUAUCAUUGUUCUUAACACAAAGCCAAACACUGCUGCAGUCGCCUCUGCUGUUGCCACGCGUCGCCUGCGCCGACCGCGCCGUGACAUUUUCAGGUUCGGAUCGAGGGACACCUUUGGUGCCAGCAUUGGGAAAACGACUGCCGAAAUGAGCACCUACGCAACUCUAGCGAAGCAACUUCACCCCGGCCCGAUCAGCGACGCAAUUGUUGACAAAUCUCCCACAGUUAUCCAAGGAAACGAUCGCGGCAUUCGAGAUGACGACGAAGGCGACCGUAACGUCUUGAAACGUAACGAGACGACUCACUUCACCAGCGCUGGAAGUGGAACAACACAAGUCAGCAGAAACAGAGAAGUUGAAAGGAAAUCGUUUUCUGGGGAUAACGAUAUUUACAAUAAUGACGACGACGACGACUACCACAACUCUUCUUUUGAAUAUGAUGAUAGUGAUGAUGAUGAUGAUGAUGAUGAUGAAGUUGGACUUAAUGACGAUCAGAUAGCUGAUGAGGACGAAGGGCUGAAUAAAGGCUGCUGUAUAAAAUCCCGUUUCGUCUCGUUCAGAAGUAUUGGUUUGAAUGGGUUGGUGGUCAGACCACGCUUGGGCUUCGUGAGCAACCAAUGCAGUGAUCGCUGCCCGACAGAUCAUCUACACGUAACUCGACCUCCGAGAGAAGACGUCGCCGCAGCUGCUACAAACAACAAGUGGAAUCAGCAAGCCAGUCCGUAUCGGAAGAAGUGGCACGAGAUAGCUGAAUUCACUGACCAACCAGAAAACUGGCCGUUCCCGUUAGAAAAAAAUGGCGGAAAGAGUUUGCCGGAAAUAGUAAGAAACGGUCUAGAUUCACGAUUUAACCCCGAGGAGGCUCGUGUUCGUUCUUCAUUCCCUUUCCUGGUGCACUUUCGAUAUCUUUAUCGAGGCAGGAAUCCUCGGUUGCGACCCGAUAGUCGUCCUCAACACCGAGGACAAAGUAUUUACGAUAGGCGUUGGGAUAGCGAAGAACAUAAUGACAGGAAACUUAAUCGCCAUGCCUUCUCCGUUAUCUUCAAUGAAAUCUAUCUAUCUAUCUAUCUAUCUAUCUAUCUAUCUAUCUAUCUAUAA
This is a messenger RNA of Acanthosepion pharaonis, 1455 nucleotides long. NCBI's taxonomy places the organism in Eukaryota, Metazoa, Mollusca, Cephalopoda, Sepiida, Sepiidae. The record is from the annotation of a GenBank genome assembly.